CAAGGACUCUUUACCAAACAAUUGAAAACGAGCAAUUAGCUGAAUUCCCAUAAUGUGUACGGCUGACCGGCAUAUGGUGAAACGAGCAAUUAGUUAGUUGUUUAUAGUGGAAAUGAAAAGGUCCUUAAUUUUUUCCAACCUAAAUUGGGAAAAAGUAGCUGAUUUGGACUUUCAGUUCAGCUGGUUUCCAACCAACAGCAGAAGCUAUCAUCAAAAAAAAAAAAAACAACAGCAGAAGCUUAAAAGCAUGGCCCCUCGAAUGCUGCUUCCCGCUUUCAGAAACCGUUCUAUCACUUCACGCAUAAUCGGCAACUAUCGUUCACUUAAGACAUUGGUUGUGGCCGAACAUGAAGGGGGCUAUAUCAAGAGUUCAUCAUUAAGUGCGAUAGAGGCAGCCAAGUAUUUGAGCAGUGAUAGUCCUAUAUCUUUAUUACUGGCUGGGUCAGGUCCUUCAAUGAAGGAGUCUGCUUCAACUGCUGCAUCAUGUCUUGCUUCAGUUUCUGAGGUUCUUAUUGCUGAUUCUGAAAUAUUUGAAAAACCUCUAGCAGAACCAUGGGCUAAGCUAGUCCAGUUAGUUCACCAGACAGGUAGCUACUCACAUAUAAUAUCAGCAUCAAGUUCAUUUGGGAAAAGCAUACUACCACGUGCAGCUGCCCUUCUGAAUGUUUCUCCAAUCACUGAUGUCACUGAGAUUUGUGGACCUCAUCUCUUUGUCAGGCCAACAUAUGCAGGAAAUGCUCUUUCUACUGUUCAGUAUACUGGCCCCAUGCCUUGUAUGCUGACCAUCAGGGCUCCAUCUUUUCCGACAGGUUUAGCAGAUAAUUCAAAACCUAAUGCUGCUUCCAUUGACCAGGUUGAUAUAUCUACCUUGAAUGAAGAUAGCGCAGUUGGCAAAUCAAGAUAUAUACAACUUUGCUCUCAAAAUACAGAGCGCCCCGAUUUGGGAAAUGCAUGUAUUGUAGUUACAGGGGGGCGGGCUCUGAAAAGUGCUGAGAAUUUUAAAAUGAUUGAGAAGCUUGCAGAGAAACUUGGGGCUGCAGUUGGUGCGACUCGUGCAGCAGUUGAUGCGGGAUAUGUUCCUAAUGAUCUCCAGGUUGGGCAGACUGGUAAAAUUGUUGCUCCAGAAUUAUAUAUGGCUUUCGGUGUUUCUGGAGCUAUUCAACACAUAGCUGGCAUGAGAGAUUCCAAAUUCAUUGUUGCUGUUAACAAAGAUGCAGAUGCACCCAUAUUUCAGGUGGCAGACUAUGGGCUUGUAGGAGACCUUUUUGAGGUCAUACCAGAGUUGUUAGAGAAGCUUCCCGAGAAGAAGUAGAAGCCAAAUUUAUUAAUUAGAAAGAGUGGCACAGUGAUUAUUGUAGUAGAGAGGGCAUUUUACACUCACGACGAAACUCUCAUGUAUUUCUUUACUAAUAAAUUUUAUCUUGGAUUUGCAACUACGGCCUCCCUUUUCCUUCCCUGCUUUUGUGGUCAGAGAUGGUACAUGUGUUUAUUUACUAGGUGGAUGUGGAUCAUGCACUCUUAUGUGGUACAUGUGAAUGGAGAAAGACGUAUUUGCUCUCUUAUAUUGGUGGAUCAUGCUGUCGAUGAACCAACCAUGUUGAUGAACCAGCCACGGCCCGCGAGCUCUACUGGAUCUAAAUCCAUAGUAAUUACUACAAGAGCAGAAGAGCUUAUGAAUAUUCUCCGCUUUGACGACCACUGAUCAGGAACUAUGAGUAACAUGGAUUCGGUUUCAGUUUCACCACCCAUUCGAAACAUCUCAAUUCGCAUAAUCCCAUAUUGUAACAACAGUAGUUGGGAGUGGGUGAGCCAUCACAAUAUGGGUGUAGAAGAAUAGAUCCGUGAUAAUUUUUUUUUUUUUUUUAUUUAUCAUGAUCCGUGAUAAUUCUUAAAACUUUAGAAAUGAACACCAAGUUCCUAA
Cuscuta epithymum is the source of this 1921-nucleotide messenger RNA. Lineage: Eukaryota; Viridiplantae; Streptophyta; Magnoliopsida; Solanales; Convolvulaceae. The record is from the annotation of a GenBank genome assembly.